This is a messenger RNA of Rhincodon typus (whale shark), 425 nucleotides long. Its product is annotated as nucleolar protein 58-like. NCBI's taxonomy places the organism in Eukaryota, Metazoa, Chordata, Chondrichthyes, Orectolobiformes, Rhincodontidae. Gene Ontology annotation, cellular component: box C/D methylation guide snoRNP complex; small-subunit processome. The annotation marks the transcript as partial. Gene Ontology annotation, molecular function: snoRNA binding. The transcript has 4 exons. The record is from RefSeq and is a predicted model, not a curated record.
CAUAUGUGUUACGUGGUCCUUGGUCUCGGGUAGUGCGCAUGCGCUCUGCAGGCCACACCUCCCAUAGCUGGUACGCGUGCGCGGUGCGCUUGGUUGUCCUCGUGGUCAGUAAGCCGCUGCUCGCCAUGUUGGUGCUAUUUGAGACCGCUGCUGGAUAUGCUAUCUUUAAGGUCCUGGAUGAGAAUAAACUCCGUGAAGUGGACAACUUAUGGCGGGAGUUUGAAACAGCUGAAAAAGCAAAUAAACUUGUGAAGUUAAAACAUUUUGAAAAAUUUCAAGAUACCACAGAAGCUCUCGCAGCUGCGACUGCCUUGGUGGAAGGUAAGCUUGGUAAAAGCCUGAAGAAAGUACUGAAGAAAAUAGCUGCCAAGGAAGCACAUGAGCAGUUGGCUGUUGCAGAUGCCAAACUUGGAGGUGUCAUAAAG